This is a messenger RNA of Benincasa hispida (wax gourd), 1465 nucleotides long. Its product is annotated as transcription factor TCP19. NCBI's taxonomy places the organism in Eukaryota, Viridiplantae, Streptophyta, Magnoliopsida, Cucurbitales, Cucurbitaceae. Gene Ontology annotation, cellular component: nucleus. The record is from RefSeq and is a predicted model, not a curated record. Gene Ontology annotation, molecular function: DNA-binding transcription factor activity; sequence-specific DNA binding.
GGAGGGGGACGAAAAGCAAAGAAAUGUUUGACCAAAGAGAAACGUGGCAACAUCUGUGGAAGUAGUGACUGAAAUAAAAGAUCUGAGCCGUCCAUACAUUAAACUUCAUAAUCAUAAAUAGGGUUUGAGGGUCCCUCUUCAAAGGAUAAAGUGGGGUUGGCUUCUGGUCUGGCUCCUACUGCUUCUCUAGGGAUUUUUCUUCAUUCGGCGUCUGUGAUUUGAUCUCAAUUUUCUGGGUUUUACUUGAAUUUUAAUUUGGGUUUCUUCAUGGAGGAAGCCAAUCAAAACCAUCGCCUUAAUGAAAAGGAAGGAAGCUCUAAUGGCGGCUACGAAAACCAGACCAACAGCACGGUAGAUUCUUCAAAUCUUGCCAAGACUGAAGAGAUUUUAUCGGAUCCCCACGUGGAGCCGCCGUCUACCGCGGUUCCGAAGAAAGAAAAGGAAGGGAUUAUGGAGCACGGAUUGGAUAUUAUGCAUCCUUUGAGUCUUUCUCAGGUACCGUCGACAGUGGCAAAGCCGGCGAAACGUCCUUCCAAGGAUCGCCACACGAAGGUUGAGGGCCGGGGCCGGAGGAUUCGGAUGCCGGCGGCCUGCGCCGCCCGUAUCUUCCAGCUGACCAGAGAACUCGACCAUAAGUCCGACGGCGAGACAAUCCGGUGGUUACUUGAGCACGCCGAGCCGGCAAUUAUCGAAGCGACGGGAACAGGUACCGUUCCGGCCAUCGCUGUCUCCGUCGGCGGGACGCUCAAAAUCCCAACCACAUCUCCGGCGAGGCCCAACGGAGAAAUUUCUGAAGCACCAAGAAAAAGAAGACGAAAAGGCCCAAACUCCGAAUCCAACGAAUGCAACGAUCAAGCUUCCGUUUCCUCGGGUCUUACGCCGAUUGCUCCAAUGGCGGCUUACGGUGCUGGCCUUGUUCCUUUCUGGGGCAGCGCCGGCGGCGUUACAGAGCCGUUCUUCAUGGUUCCAGGAACGUCGAACAACCACCAUCCACAGCUCUGGGCGGUGCCGGCGAGACCCAUAUCUAAUUUGGUAUCGUCAAUGAAUCCCGGUUUGCAAUUUGGGGGUGUGGUGCCGGUUCUGGCCAGAGCUGUUUCAAAUAGUGCGAGCGGGUUGGAAAGUGGAUCAUCGCCGGCGAUCGUUUCGCAUAAUUUGACUCCGUCGACGGCCAGUGCUCCGUCAACAACCAGUGGUAGCACUCAAAUGUUGAGAGAUUUCUCUUUGGAAAUUUACGAAAAGAAAGAGCUGGAAUUCAUGGGUCGGCCAAGCCCUGCGAAGUCUCAGACGCCAUGUUCAAAACCUUGAAAAUGACUUUUUACUCUCACUGUUUCUUCGUCGUCUUUGCUGUGUUAUAACUGUAGUUACAGGGCUCUAGAAGUGGUAGUUUGGGCAAAUAUUAUUUUCCCUGGAAUAAAUCUUGUUAGCAGUGUAAAAAUAGUAGGAAAGAACAAGUCCUUUCUGCCAA